Osmerus eperlanus (European smelt) is the source of this 4174-nucleotide messenger RNA. RefSeq names its product interferon induced with helicase C domain 1 (gene ifih1). Lineage: Eukaryota; Metazoa; Chordata; Actinopteri; Osmeriformes; Osmeridae. Gene Ontology annotation, molecular function: zinc ion binding; single-stranded RNA binding; double-stranded RNA binding. Gene Ontology annotation, cellular component: cytoplasm. Gene Ontology annotation, biological process: antiviral innate immune response; MDA-5 signaling pathway. The record is from RefSeq and is a predicted model, not a curated record. The coding region runs from base 119 to 3100 and encodes 993 amino acids. The transcript is spliced from 16 exons.
GAUUUCAUUGACAUUGAAAUGCAACCAGCUGACUCACUUCUGAGAAAAGGGCACUCAACUGGCUAUGUUGUGUGCAUUUCAGCUAUCUUCGGGGUGGUACUGACACGACGAGGGGGAAAUGGGCACUAAGGAUGAUGACGUUUGGAAAAAUCUUAUCGAUGUCCUCAGACCCAGGUUGCUCAAACUUAUCCAGGUUGAGCCUGUUCUGGAUUACCUAGACUUCAUAGACGUAGAGCAAAAAGAACUAAUCAAAAACAAAGCAAAGACAGAGAGCAACAUCCGGGCUGUUGACCUACUCAUUGAAACGCUCAUCAAAAACCAGUACCCGGCUGGCUGGUUCAGGUCCUUCGUGGUUGCCCUGUCGGAAGCAGGUUGUCAACAUGCUGCGAGUUAUGUGGAGGGUCGCCCUCCAAGCCCCUCAUCGGAGGCAGAGAAUGACUACUGCGUCCGACUUAUUCAAGUUCUCCUACCCACACUUUUGGAAAUGAAGACUAAUGAUGUGUCCCGUAGGUGUUUUGAAUUAGACAUUCUCAACCAGGAGGACCUCGAAGUUAUUUCAGGUAAAACCCCAAAAGAAGGAGCUCGUGAACUGCUGCGAAGGGUGGUAAGAUGUCCUCCUGGCUGGUUCUCCACAUUCCUGCAGGCCUUGCGAGACACGGAGCACAUUCCCCUAUACAGGGAGCUGACUGGAGGAAACCCCGGGGAUGAGGGGAAUGAGCCAGGUGAGGACGGGGAGCCUGGCAGCCUGGUCUCUGCAGACGGGGCUCCAGGGGAAGCAGCCACCCAGGGCCAAGCAGCCCAAAGGCCUGGAGCCUCGGAGGAUGAGACCCUGGACAGCAGCGACAUAUCAGGGAUGAGCAUGGAUGAGUCCUUAGACACUACAGAUCUUUACCAAGAACAGGAAGAGAAAAGUAGUGACAGCUUGGAUGUCUCACUCUCAGACGGCAGCGACGCCGCAAGUUCUGCUGGAAGCCCCAAGAAAGCUGACAUCAUCCUUCGAGAUUAUCAGAUGGAGGUUGCGCGACCUGCCUUGGAGGGGAAAAACAUAAUUGUGUGCCUGCCGACAGGAAGUGGCAAAACCCGAGUUGCAGUGUAUAUUACUAAACAACAUCUGGACGGCAGGAGGAGCGAGGGGCUGCCAGGGAAAGUGGUGGUCCUGGUUAACAAGGUGCCCUUGGUUGAGCAGCAUUACUCCACGGAGUUCUGGAAGUUUCUGAAACACCAGUACAAAGUGGAGAAAGUCAGUGGAGACUCCCAGCUCAAAAUCUCCUUCACUCAGAUAGUCCAGAAGAACGAUAUCAUAAUCUGCACUGCCCAGAUCCUGGAGAACUACUUGGAGAGGGCUAAUGAUGGCGACGAUGACGGGAUUCAGUUAUCAGAUUUGACCCUCAUUGUAAUUGAUGAGUGUCACCACACACAGAAGGGAGCUGUCUACAACAAGAUCAUGAUCCGCUACCUGAAACAGAAGAAGAAGAACGCUUCCUUGAAGAAGUUAGCGAAGAAGACUGUUCCCAUUCCUCAGAUCCUGGGCCUCACCGCCUCACCUGGUGUUGGAGGGGCCAAGAAAAUGGCGAAAGCUGAGGAGCACAUUUUACGAAUCUGUGCAAACCUGGAUGCUUCAGAGAUCUUGACUAAGAAUGAGAGUCUUGGACUCAACAAGAAGGAACCACAUAAGAGGAUUGCUACGGCUGAAGAGAGGAAUGAGGAUCCCUUUGGGGAUGUAAUCAAGGGCAUCAUGAAUGACAUCCAUGGCCACGGUGUGCUGUCUCCCUCCUGCGACCUGGGCACCCAGAACUACGAGCAGUGGGUGGUUCUGAUGGAGCAAAAUGCUGCAAAAGAGGAGAACCAGCAGGUGCGUGUUUGCGCGGAGCACCUCCGCAGGUACAAUGAGGCGUUGCACCUGAGCAACACCAUCCGCAUGAAAGACGCCUUCAGCUUCCUGCACAAGUUCUACAAAGAGGAGAAGAAGAAGAAAAUGGCUCCGGAGGAGGACACGCCCAUAAAGAUAACUGAAACGGAGAUGUUCCUCUUCGAUCUCUUUAAAGAAAAGAAGGCACAACUGCAGGAGUUGACCAAGCAUCCGGAGUAUGAGAAUAACAUCUUGUCUCAGCUGAGAACCACCGUUCUUCAGGAGUUCACGAGCAGAAUGGAAGCGCGAGGGAUCAUUUUUACCAAAACCCGUCACAGUGCCAUAGCUUUAAGCCAGUGGGUUCAGGACAACCCAAAGUUUGCCGAGGUGGGAGUGAAAGCAUGCUAUGUGAUAGGAGCGGGAGACCAGAGUGAAGUCAAACCAAUGACCCUUGCAGAGCAAAGGGAUGCGUUGAAAAAGUUCCGGAACGGAGAAGUGAACUUGCUGAUCGCCACCACCGUGGCGGAGGAGGGUCUGGACAUAGCAGAGUGCAACUUCGUCAUCCGAUAUGCCCUCGUGACCAAUGAGAUAGCCAUGAUCCAGGCUCGGGGCCGAGGCAGAGCGGAGGACAGCAGCUACAUCCUGGUGGAGGAGCAGGGCUCAGGAGUGGCUGAACGGGAGCAUGUCAACGAGUACCGCGAGAGCAUGAUGAGCAAGGCCAUCGAGAAAGUGAAGAAGCUUGAUCCAGCGGCGUAUGAGAAAAGGAUUCUAGAGUAUCAGCUCCAGGCUAUUAUGGAGGACAGAGUGAAGAAGACCAAGAAGAAUCAGAAAGCUAUGAUGAUGGAGAGUCCAUCCAAAGUGAUGUUCAACUGUAAACGCUGCAGCAAAACAGUCUGCUCUGGUGAAGACAUUCAGAUCAUUGAAAGUAUGCACAGAGUCAACGUUUCUGCACAGUUUGGUGAACUUUUUAUCAAAAGAGAAAACACGUCCCUUCGGGAGAGGAUGCUGGACUAUGAGACCAAUCUGGUCAUAGCUUGCAAGGACUGUGGGCAGGAGUGGGGUUCCAUGAUGCUGUUCCGUGGGAUUGACUGUCCCUGUCUUCACAUCAAACACUUCGUAGUGACCUUCGAUGGAAGGAACAAGACCUACACCAAGUGGAGUGAACUCACCGUCAAGUUCCCUGCCUUUGAUUACGCUGAGCAUGCCAGUCUAGUGGCUCACAGCUCUGAGGAGGAUGAAGACAGCAUGUAGGGGCACAGGGAUUGGAAUAACGUUGCUGUCGUCUUGGUAGUGUUUGCAUGUUACGGUAUGUGUGUCAGAAGUCAGAUGGCUGAGCGGUUAGAGAAUCGGGCUAGUAAUCAGAAGGUUGCCGGGUUCGAUUCCCGGCCGUGCAAAAUGACGUUGUGUCCUUGGGCAAGGCACUUCACCCUACUUGCCUCGGGGGAAUGUCCCUGUACUUACUGUAAGUCGCUCUGGAUAUGUGUCUUUUUUAAUUUGCGGUCCAAUCGAAGCAAUCGAUUUGAUUGCUAUCGAGUUAUGACCGCAGUGAGCACUUUUGUCUUUCUCUCUUUAAACUUCUCAUCAGUUUGAAAAAUUGAUUUUGUUUACACAGUGAAGAGAAUGUAGAUGGGGUAUGGGUCAGAAAUAACAAGUGAUCAUCAGCCAAACGUGUGUUGAAUCAGUGUGAAAGCCCAGCGAAGGGUCCCUUCCCAACCCGUACGAACAACGUCAAUCAGAAGCAGCAAAGUUAGCUACUUAACAACAUGAAUGAAUCACGGAUCGGAAACUGAAUUAUGAAUCACGGGUUAAGUGACACACUUCCUCUGCCACUGUCUGUUCUCUGGGGGCCGUGCUCUGCCCCCCCCCCCCCCCGACAGCACACCUGGCAGCCCACAUGCUUGGAUGAGAUCUGACAGACAGGUGGGGGGAUGGUUUUACCAUUAUACACGGCUGCUUAAGAACAGUCUCACAGUGCUCCUGAGCAGGUAGGGGGAAGUCACGCACACACACGCACACGCACGCACACACACACAGACACACGCACACACACAAACCUGUUAAUCUAGACAAGAUAGUUCAAGACAUAUAGGUUGAGGGAAUGCCAGCCAGGGAUACAUGCGGCCACAUACAGCGUGUUUGCUGCAGAUAAGAUUUUGGAUCAAAUUUAUUAUUAAAAUAUAAUACUAAAAACUUUCUGGGUUAAGCCUCUUACUAUUUGACACUCAUUUUACUUUCAUUGGGAUUGUAUAUUGUGUGUUGUUUGUGUACUUCUGACACAAAAUCACGGAUGAGUACAGUGCUUACAUGUGUGUAUCAGUUGUCGAU